ACUGAGUCUCAAGUGAUCCGUUUCGGGAUUUGACGUACGGUCAUUGUAGCGGGCCAUAGUUCCAUUCCUGAAUCAAAAAUGGUCCGUUUUAGGUUUUGAGAGAUUCCCUGAAGCUUCGUUCCUUCAACCAGCGCGCAGUGUGUGAUGUGAGGACGCUGAGCGCGUCUAGUUUCGCGUCGCCUCCCCUUUGUAAGCUCUUUGUUUGGGCGGUGCACUUAAUAAGAGCAGACAUCGUGUGAAGUCCACCAUUUUUGAGACAAUUCCUGUUUGCACGCAUUUGUAAAAGCGAGUGUUCAGUAAUGUCGGUGGGACUGGAAUCUGGGUUUUCUAGCGAGGAGGUGCUGAAUAUUCGCUUCCCUCUUCACCGGGCGUGCAGAGAUGGAGAUGUGGGCGCGCUGUGCUCGCUCCUCCAGUGCAGCGCAGACCAGCUCUCGGUGGAGGACUCCUUCUACGGGUGGACGCCUCUACACUGGGCUGCACACUUCGGCAAGCUGGAGUGUGUAAUGCGUCUGAUGCAGGUGGGAUGUGGUGUGAACUCUGUGACCUCUCGGUUUGCCCAGACGCCUGCUCACAUUGCUGCCUUUGGGGGUCAUCCUCAGUGCUUGCUCUGGCUGCUGCAAGCUGGAGCUGAUAUAAACAGACAGGACUAUGUUGGUGAAACCCCCCUCCACAAAGCGGCCCGUGCAGGCAGCAUUGACUGCAUUACCACCCUCCUGGUCCAGGGAGCCAAGGCAGACAUGAGGAACGCUAGUGGACUGACCGCAGCUGACCUAGCCCAUGCCCAGGGCUUUCAAGAGUGUGCCCAGCUGCUUUCCAAUGCCCAGAACCAGCAGCUCAGUCAGCUUAACGGGUUCUCAACCAAUGGCUCUGUGUGCUUUGGGGACCGCAAGCUAAUCCAAGAGCGGAGCACCCUUAAUGGGGUUCCCAGCCGAAAGAGGUCUCUUGAUUGCAUGGAGUCCAAUCACAUUAAGAAGGCCAGAACAGAUGAUCUCGGUUAUCAGCCAGUAAACGGAUCCAGCGGAAAGGACCAGAUGGAGAACAUGCACAUGGAGUUUGGCCCACCACUGAGUACCACAGCAGGACUUCCGUUAACUGGGCGCUGCCAUCCUGUGCAGCACCUCAAUGGUGGUGACCUGAUGCGUGGGAACGUAAAUGGGAAUUCAACCGAUGUUGAGAACUGUGAUCAUUUUGGGAAUGUGGGUGUUUCUUUACAUAUUGGUUACUGUGACAAAGGCCUUCCCUUUGGGCAUCAUAUUGGAGAUACAGCUGAGAACAUGGAGGACGCAAGCAGUCAGAUAGAGCACCGCAAGUCAGUCAGUGUAGAGGAGCAGUAUGACCACAUCACCUUUAACACCAUGCACCUCUAUCAUGGUUGUUAGGAUGUCCCAUCUGGACUCGUAUGCCUUUAUCCAUAGAGAAUGUGCUGAAUUGCUUAAAGUCCAUGUACUUUUGACAGGGUCACUGUAUAUGUAUUUAUGCAAAUACAUUUUUUUUUAUUAUUGUUUUCUAAUUUUGGCCAUUUAAUUCAGUUGGAGAAUCCCAGAAGCUGUUCAUUUUUAUGCAUUGUUUGUAAGGACAUUCAUUGUAAUAAUUGUGCCUACAUAUAAAAUGUAAUUGUUUACUGCCAGCAUUUUCUUAAAUAGUAGCUAACGUUAUGUACUGUGUGAAUAAAAUGGUUGAUGAAUUGACUGAAUCAUGAA
Messenger RNA from Pimephales promelas (fathead minnow), 1700 nucleotides. RefSeq names its product ankyrin repeat domain 10b (gene ankrd10b). Gene Ontology annotation, molecular function: protein binding. Lineage: Eukaryota; Metazoa; Chordata; Actinopteri; Cypriniformes; Leuciscidae. The record is from RefSeq and is a predicted model, not a curated record.